CAUGACAGGGGUGGCCAUUUGUUUGUCUCCGGUCUGGGGAAGCGGAGACGAAUGGGAUCGCUACCAGGUUCUCGGCUCGCAGCCGAACACGGUGCCAAUCCGUGCGCGAGCCCCGUCGAGCUGCGGGCGCGUUCUCACAACCUGGUACGGACCUGUCAAUGAGUGCGCGUGGACCGAAUGUUGUUGGUGUCUGGUCUGGCCCAACCUGCGUCCGUGAGCCCGGGGACGGGGGACGGGCAGUAUAAGAGCAGCCGUCCGUCGCCCUGCGCGCUUGUCACCCGCCGCUCCUUGGAGAUGCUGUUCUGCGUUAGCAGACCUUCGGCAAACCCCCUACCGGCAGGCACUUGGCUUUUUUUUGCUUUGCAACUCUCUACAACGCAUCCCCAAACAUGGCGACGAGUGAGACCGUGACGGCGACCAAUGGCGGCCGGGCGGUAAGCGACGAAGAGAAGGGCCUGCACCGGACCCAGACCAGCGUGACCAUGUCGCCCGAGCUCUUCGAGAAGCUGUACCUCACGCCCAAGGUGCCUCAGGUCGGCGACUACAACAAGCGCUUCGCCAACCCGACGGCGCUGGGGUUCGUCGGGUGAGUGUGGCUCUCUCAGCAUCUGUCGCCCGUGCUGGUGAAUUGGUGAGCGGAGAGGAGGCACUGACAGCCGCAGCUUCGUCAUCUCGACCUUCACCUUUUCCAUCGUCUGCAUGGGCUGGGGCGGCGCCUCGGGUUUCUCGCCCGUCCUGUAAGUGUUGCUUUCGUCCAGCUCCCCGCUGCCCAGGCUGACAGCGGGGUCUCCGCGAACAGCGGCAUCUUCUUCUUCGUCGGCCCGCUGCUGCUCACGUUCGCCAUGGUGUUCGAGUGGAUCAUGGGCAACUUCUUCCCCAUGAUGGUCAUGGGCCUCUUCGCCGUCUUCUGGCUGUCGUUCGGUCUGCUGCAGGUGCCGACGCUGCAGCUCGGCUCGCCGUACGCGACCUCGGCCGACCCGACGGGGCUCGCGUCGCCCGAGUACAACGCGGUGGUGGCGCUGUACCUGAUCGUCUGGGGCUUCGCGCUCUUCACCUUCUUCAUCUUCACCUGCAAGAUCAACGUCGUGUUCGCCGCCAUCUUCCUGCUGGUCAGCACGGCCGCAUGGGUGCUCUCGGGCGCGUACUGGAAGGUCAGCACGGGCGACUUCGACGCGGCGACCAAGCUGCAGAAGGCCGGCGGCGCGCUGCUGUUCGUCGUGGCCGCGCUCGGCUGGUACAUGUGCUUCAUCAUCAUGGCCGGCGAGAUGCGCAUCACGCUCAAGCUCCCCGUCGGCGACCUGAGCCAUUUCUGGCCCAAGACCGACGUCGCGUUGGCCGCUGCCGAGCAGAGGGAGCGCACUGAUUGAAGGGGGUGGAAGGAAUGGUUGGUGUGGGAGCUGGAUAUGCUGGAUAUGCUGGAUAUGCUGGAUAUGCUGGAUAUGCUUGACCAUGUUGGAUUAUCUGGAUGAAUGGGAGGAGGGAGGGGGCGUGGUGUGGAAGGCGAGAAUUUUGAAGGCGAUGGAAUAAUCUGGAUAAGGUACCUGAGAUAAGUUCCAGGUUUUAAUGUCUGUUCCAUCUUUGCGAGUCCUUUCUGUCCUGGAUACGCUGGACUAGGUUGGCGUGGAUUUGUGUGCUCAUAAGAAGGAAGGCGCAGGGCACGCAGGCAGAGACAAUGAUAAGGUAUGGGAGGGCCUGGACCAGCGAGCCAUUGAUGUAGAGCUUUCGGAUUCCCCAAUGCCAGCG
This is a messenger RNA of Thermothielavioides terrestris NRRL 8126, 1743 nucleotides long. RefSeq lists its product as uncharacterized. The record is from RefSeq and is a predicted model, not a curated record. NCBI's taxonomy places the organism in Eukaryota, Fungi, Ascomycota, Sordariomycetes, Sordariales, Chaetomiaceae. Bases 843 to 1367 code for a protein of 174 amino acids. Gene Ontology annotation, cellular component: plasma membrane. Gene Ontology annotation, molecular function: acetate transmembrane transporter activity. The transcript has a single exon.